Molecule: messenger RNA, 938 nt
Organism: Lepisosteus oculatus (spotted gar)
Lineage: Eukaryota; Metazoa; Chordata; Actinopteri; Semionotiformes; Lepisosteidae
Source: RefSeq, a predicted model, not a curated record
AUGAGAGUACAGAGGCAAGCAGACAAGCUCUACAAGAAGGAAAACUGCCAGCAUUUGAAACAUUUGAAGACGUGGAAGAAGAGUGGACUUCAACACAAGGGUAUCUGUGGCUCCUGCUGGGCCUACAGUGCUACUGGGGCUCUGGAGGCCCAGUGGAAGAAGAAGACAGGACAGCUGAUUCCUCUGAGCAAGCAGCAGCUGAUUGACUGCACUGCAGGAAUUAAGGGCUGCACAGGAGGGUGGGCCAGCCUGGCCUACGACUACAUUAUCCAUAACGAAGGGAUCCAAGCUGAGGCCACCUACCCUUAUGCCAUGAGAGAACAGCCCUGUGCUGCUGAUAAAACCAAAGUUGUUGCCACAGUGGGAAGCUGGAAAUUCCUCCCUAUAGGCAGUGAACAGGCCCUGGAAGACGGUUUAGUGACUAUUGGGCCUGUUGCCAUCAGUAUAGACACCACAAGACCAAGCUUCCAGUUUUACCGUAGAGGAAUCUAUUAUGACCCCGAGUGCUCUGUGUGGAAACAAACCCACUCCAUGCUUCUGACCGGCUUUGGAACCGAAGGAUCUGAGCAAUACUGGACCAUCAGAAACAGCUGGGGGCCAUGGUGGGGGGAGGACGGCUAUGUCCGACUGGCCAAGAACAGGAACCGGCACUGUGGGAUCAGUCAGUAUGGAGUCCUUCCCUUCGUGUGACACCUUCACCGCAAGAGGCACCGCGGAACGGCGGCAGAGAGCAAUAUCGCCGUUUAAUUUCACAAUAUAAAUUGUCAAGUACAGGAAGAGAUUUUUUACUUGUGUUGUUCUUGCCUUGCUGAAACAUCAACAAGAAUGUUUAAAGUCAGGAUAUUUAUUUUUUUAUCUUAUAGGUACAGGUUGCGAAGAAAUCUUAUUUGGCCUAUUCAAAGCACCGCACUUUCACUGUGCAAACUGUGAACCAGAGA